Messenger RNA from Trametes versicolor FP-101664 SS1, 771 nucleotides. RefSeq lists its product as uncharacterized. NCBI's taxonomy places the organism in Eukaryota, Fungi, Basidiomycota, Agaricomycetes, Polyporales, Polyporaceae. The record is from RefSeq and is a predicted model, not a curated record. The coding region runs from base 10 to 690 and encodes 226 amino acids. The transcript has 2 exons.
ACGAAGACCAUGGCACAUCGUCUGCAACGCUUUGAAAAGAGGCUUGGCAAGGCCGAGAUAGAAGCAGGUCUCCACGCCCUCUCUGACGCCAUCGGCACCAACAUCGCAUCCCUCGGGCUCACUCAAGACGCCCUCCCCAUCCGCGCGAUGGUCGCCGGCGGCGCGCUCGCCGUCCUCAAGUUCAACACACGCGCCUCCACGCUCGACGUCGACUUCGCGCUCGACGCCUCCCAGGGCGCGCUCGAAGAGUCGCUCGUCCGGCUCGCCGCCACCGACGCCGUGCGCCGCGUCAACGACGGGGACCUGGGCCACUACUGGUUCAACCCGGCCGUGCGCUUUUACGCGCACAUGCCGCCGUACGGGGCGACGUACGCCGCGGCGCUCGCGCAGGACGAGGUCGUGUUCGCCGCGGAGCAUCUGGUGCUGUAUGCGAUGCCGUGGCGCUUCCAGCUGUUUCGCAAGCUGGCGCGCAUGAGCCGGGACGUGCGGUGCGGGCUGGAGGUGAGGGCGACGGACGUGCAGGAUGCGGGGAAUAUCCUGUGGCACUUGCGCGAGAAGGAGGGGCGGGAGGUGACGUUUGAGGAGGUGUGUGGGUGGUAUGCGGACCCGGGCGCGAGGAUGAGCAAGGAGGCGGCGGGGCUGGUGGCGGAGAGCUAUCGGGAGCGGUUUGGGGGUUCGUUUGUGGUGUAGACUUGGCCUGCUAAGGAUGCUUGAUUUCUCAGGCUCGCUAUUUUGGAGGAUGGUAGAAAGCGUGAAGGACGAUAUAUUGUG